AUGAGGAAUCCGAGAUAUCUUACAGAAGUAGAAUUGAACUUGCAUUUUUCCAAACACGCUCGAACGCUCUUACAAACCCCCAGGAAGGCGGAAACUAUUCCAAUGGCACAUGGACGAUAUGUACAUUUUGGUAUUGCAAAAGGCUUACGUCACAUUAUUGAAACAAGCGGCACCACUUGUAUACCUAAAGAAAUUCAUUUAUCGUUCAACAUAGACGGAUUACCGCUUAUCGGAAGUUCCAAGAACCAAUUAUGGCCAAUUCUGGGAAGUUUCAGAAAUUUAAAAAAUAAAGAACCAUUCAUCAUUGGAGCCUUUCACGGAUAUAAAAAGCCUCCAGGUGCUGAAGAAUUUUUAAAGUACUUCGUCGAAGAAGCUGAGAGUCUGAUAGAGAAUGGAUUUACCUGGAAAGGCAUUAACA
Molecule: messenger RNA, 418 nt
Organism: Wasmannia auropunctata (little fire ant)
Lineage: Eukaryota; Metazoa; Arthropoda; Insecta; Hymenoptera; Formicidae
Exons: 2
Source: RefSeq, a predicted model, not a curated record